Rhodamnia argentea is the source of this 1357-nucleotide messenger RNA. RefSeq names its product GDSL esterase/lipase At4g28780. Bases 73 to 1197 code for a protein of 374 amino acids. The record is from RefSeq and is a predicted model, not a curated record. The transcript has 5 exons. Gene Ontology annotation, molecular function: hydrolase activity, acting on ester bonds. Lineage: Eukaryota; Viridiplantae; Streptophyta; Magnoliopsida; Myrtales; Myrtaceae.
CACGCUUUCCUUCUCUUUCUCUCACACAGACACCAGAAAGAGAGAGAGAGAGAGAGAACUAAGUCCCCUUCCAUGUCAUCCUCCGUUAUGUCUAGCCCUCGGCUUCGUUCGGUGAUUGCUUCCCUGGCCAUACUAUACCUGAGCAUUGCAGAGCCGCCACCUCGAGCGGAGGCAGCUCGAGCUUUCUUCGUGUUCGGGGACUCUCUCGUCGACAACGGCAACAACAACUACCUGGCCACCACCGCCCGCGCUGACUCCCCGCCGUACGGGAUCGAUUACCCGACCCACCGGCCAACCGGCCGCUUCUCCAACGGCCUCAACUUACCGGACAUCAUCAGUGAGCAGAUGGGUUCAGAGGCAACGCUGCCGUACUUGAGCCCGGAGCUCACCGGAGAGAAGCUACUUGUCGGCGCCAACUUCGCGUCCGCCGGGAUCGGGAUCCUCAAUGACACGGGCGUCCAGUUUUUCACCAUCAUAAGGAUGUUCCAGCAGUUCGCGAAUUUCCAACAGUACCAAGUGAGGCUGAGCGCGCUGAUCGGAGCCGAGCAGGCGCAGCAGCGGGUGAACCAGGCGCUGGUGCUGAUGACCCUCGGCGGCAACGACUUCGUCAACAACUACUUCCUCACCCCCUUCUCCCCGAGGCGGCGCCAGUUCUCCAUCCAAGCCUUCUCCGACUACCUCAUCUCCGAGUUCAGAAAUAUCCUCCGGAGACUGUACGACUUGGGAGCCCGCCGAGUGCUGGUCACGGGGACCGGGCCGUUGGGCUGUGUUCCAGCCCAGUUAGCUUCGCAAGGAAGCCGGAAUGGCGAGUGCGUGCCGGAGCCCCAGCGAGCCGCCGCCAUAUUCAACCCGGCGCUCGGCCGGAUGCUCCAAGGACUGAACCAGGAGCUCGGAUCUGACGUCUUUGUCAUGGCCAACGCUUUCCAGAUGAACAUGGACUUCAUCAACAACCCUCAACAAUUUGGUUUCGUUACGUCGAAAGUGGCGUGCUGCGGACAAGGGCCUUACAACGGGCUGGGAAUAUGUAACGUCCUCUCGAACCUGUGCCCCAACCGGAACAUCUACGCAUUCUGGGACCCAUUCCACCCGACCGAGCGCGCGAACCGGAUCAUCGUCCGACAGAUCAUGACCGGCUCGACCGAUUACAUGAACCCCAUGAACCUGAGCACCAUUAUGGCCUUGGACUCCAAGAUCUGAUUAAGUGAAGUCUCUCAUCUAGUGAUAAUUACUUAGUUCGGAGCAAUCAGACGACUCUCAAGUGUUUCAUUCGAGUGUUUACCCAUCAAAUGUCAAGGUUAACGUUGUUUGUUGUGGUCCCGCUUUUAUGUUGUCCUAAAUUUGCCUCUCUUUCUAAUGA